Messenger RNA from Spinacia oleracea (spinach), 10518 nucleotides. RefSeq lists its product as uncharacterized. The record is from RefSeq and is a predicted model, not a curated record. Gene Ontology annotation, biological process: DNA transposition. Bases 8955 to 10517 code for a protein of 520 amino acids. Gene Ontology annotation, molecular function: DNA binding; zinc ion binding; transposase activity. Lineage: Eukaryota; Viridiplantae; Streptophyta; Magnoliopsida; Caryophyllales; Amaranthaceae. The transcript has 4 exons.
UUCUUUCCUUUCCAGAGCAACCGAGCAAACUUGAGUCCUCAUUUGUUCAAAAGCGCUUUCUCUCGCCUCGGUUGCUCUCUUUUCUCUCUCCCAGUUCUUCCGUUUCUCCUUUUUCUUUGAAGCUUCAAUUCCGUAGACAUGGCUUGGUCGAAAGAAUAAACGAGUAAAAAUCUUCAGAGACCUAAUUGAGUUAUAAAUGUUGCAAAUGGCUCCUUGAUCCAACAAUAUCUGCAACAUGAAACUCAAGAAUUCACCGUUUUUGUCAUUCCUGAAUUGAGUUAAUCACAUUAAGGCCACACAGUCACGUACUCUCAAAUCUAACAUCAUGAUAUCCAAGCUCCUCUUCCAACUUCAACCAAUACAAGACUGCUUUUGCUUCAGCCACAAACUUUCAAAGAUCCAUGAACUUCUAGGAAGCACCCACUUCAAUCUUACCCUCAUCCAAAGCAUCCACAUUAACUUUCACCUUCGUAGCAUUCGGCACCUCCCACUGAACAGAAACACUACAGACAGCCCCAACCCAACCCCUCAUCCAGCCUCUUGCUUAUGUAACUGCUUGAGCAACUUAUCUACAUACUCUAGUUCCCGAGACACUUCAAGUACCCCCCCUCAAACAACAAUACAUAUUCCUAGCGCCACAAAUAGCCCAUCACAACAUCAUAAAGUCAUAAACAAGCCCCUCUCUUCCACUAAGCUUAGCAAAACAUGUCAUAAACAGUCCCUGGCCUCCCCGCCACCAUACCAAUGUCAUAUACAAUUCGGAAUAAAACUUAUAUACUAAAGGUUAACUUAUAUAACACUCAUGGAAAAUCAUAAAGGAAACUUAUAUGAUACUAUUGGGAAACUUAUACAGUACUAAUGGCAAACUUAUAUGAUACUAAUGGAAAACUUAUUAGUUUCGAAAUAUGUUAUUUUAAAAUUACCUUCAACGCUUUUUCUUCUACUAGUUGUUGGACUGUGCGCUAGCGCGCACGGUCCCCCAAGAUAUAGAAAAUAAGUUCUAAAACGCUAUGUAAAUCGUGAGCCUAAUUAAUGUAUGAAAAUAGUUUAAGAUAUAAUUAUACUCCCUCCGUCUCUUUUUGUUUUUUACGUUUGCUAUUUUGCACGUUUAUUAACGACUAAUUAAUGUACAUUGAGAUUCCUCAGUUUUUUUAUUUAAACAAGAAAAAUUACGUUUAUUUAUAAUGUUUUUACGUUUAUUUAUAAUGUUUUUACUUUUAUUAAAAUUAUGAUAUUGAGAAUAUGAGAAAAAUUUAAUGUCCUAAUAGAAAGGUGUGAGAAAUUAAAUAACCAAUGAAUUUAAUUGGUUAAAAAAUCAAUUAACACAAAUUUUGAUAGAAUAUUAAAUCAUUAAUGUGAUGAUAUAAAAGGAAAUGUAAAGAACAUUUUGAAACACCCAAAAAGGAAAACGUAAAAAACAAAAAGAGACGGAGGGAGUAGUAGACAAUAAGAAACAUCGAUAAUUACUUAAUGUAGGUUGAAUUUGUCUGCGUAUUAUGAAGAAGCGAUUUUAGGACUUAGCUUGGACUUCUCUUUUCAAAAGUUGAACAUGAAGACGGUCUGGAAGAUCUACAUAAUACUUGAACAUCAAGAGAGGUUUUCGAGUUCAGGCCUGCCUUAAUGAUAGCUUUACUGUCACAUGAAUGCAUAACCUUGGCUAUUAAUACCUAGAAGAUUUUCUUUUGAACUUUCUCAAAAGCUAUAUGCCAUGUAACAAUAGUAUUGAUCUGUAUAUGGGUGUAUAUGGGUACUUGUUCUCAAGAGAAUGAAAAUUCAGAUAUUUCAGUGUCAAUAUUUUGAGCUUACCGUAAAACAUAUGCAAGGUGAAAAUGAUCAUGUUAUGCAGCAUAAUAAAAGUGAUUAUAUACCAUAAUGAUACUAAUUACAACUUGUCACCAAGGGGAUACACAAAAUAUUAGCAAAGAGAUAUUUGCAGCAGCAAAAGCAGUUACUAUAAAGGAUGUGAGGUUUUGAACAAAAUUGUAUUCCAGUUCAACUUCUUGUCAGAUCAAAAGACACACCCUUCUUCUUCUUAGAGUUCCUUCCUUCAAAUUCUUCACUUUACUUGAGCAGCAAGAUUCUAUUUGCCUCUAGAUAAACUUCCAAUUACAUACUAACUUCGGAACAAGGAAGACACCAAUAUAGGGGGCUUGUCUUCUUUUUACUUCCUGCUAGAGCUGCGAACAGUCUGAGAGCAUGAAAUACAAUCUAGGCCAUAGCAACCUCAAAUUGGACUACAAUGGAAAUAAAGGCUUAGAUCAAUAUAUCAUGCUUCUUCAUAAGACAAAACAUUCAACAAAAAAACAAAAAACAAAAGUUUAUAUCGGCAUUUCAGAAAUUCUUGCUGAACUUAUCGAAGAUCUACAAUCAAAAUUUUCGGUAAAUAUCAAUUAUCUUUGUGGUAUUGGAGGUGCCAUUCUUAGCAUUUCUCUAACAGCAUGGAGCCUUAUGAAGCCUAGGAUUGUCCUUGUAUGCAUUUCAUACAUUUGGUUUCCGAGUCUAUCAAUAGUGACUCUUUUUGACAAGAACUCAUGUAAAAACAUAAUUUCCUUUGUUAAAAUCAUCCAAUGAUUUCUUCUAGUAGAACUGGUUAAUUCCGUCAAUUCUAGCAGUACAACGUAUGUCCUAUAAAAGCAGUUGCAAAAACAUCAGUCUAUAAUGUUUAGUUGUGAUGCUUGUGAAGUAGAAUUAACCCAAACCCCGACCAUGCUAAUCACCCCUUAUUAAAACAAACCUAUCAAAGUAAUACGAAUUAAGGUGUCAGAUUAAGGAGGAAAGGGCAAGAUUUAGUAGAACAUUCGAAUAAUCGUGAGAAAAAGUAGCAUUAAAUUUCCAAUCAAACCUUAUCCAUCGACAAAAUCCCGCAUAACAAAAUCCUACAGGAUCCAUCUCAAUAAAAGACAAUCCCAACAUUUGGAACAAAAGUACCAUAAAUCAACUAAAGUCAAACACUAAAAACUGAUUUAAAACAGCAACAUAAAGUAUCAGAUUAUCCAAGUCACCAAAGCAUAACCAACACUAUGACACCAAGGAAUUCCACCUUUCUACUCAUUUUUAAGACCCUAUAAUAAGUAAAUAUUAUCCGGAUCGGACAAGAUGCCGCCUUCCUGAUAAAUCCAAUUCUCAACACGACCCUCGAACGAUAAGCAAUAAGAAGUUAAGAACUAAAGCAUGCCUAAACAUCAAAAUCACUUAUAACCAUUCCCAAACUAAGUAUCCCACUGCAUUAGAAAGAGUGAAACUAAAUUCAACAAAGGCUAGGAGCCGAAAUUCAUCGGCUAAAACCCAAUUACCCAAUAGAUUAUAGAGCAGUUUAAUCAAAAAAAAUCAUUCCCAAACUAAAUAAGAGAGUAAAACUAAAUUCAACAAAUGUUUGGUGCCGAAACCCAUCGAUUAAAACCCAAUUACCUUAAUAAGUAACAAUAGAAAUUAAGAAAUCUCUCACUUGCAAGAAGCCCAAGUAUGCCUCGUCCUACAACCUUUAAGUACUGAUAAAAAAAAAACCAAACAAACAACAUAAGCAAGAGAUCAUGAGUUCCAAAAAUAGUGAAUUACUUGUCAAAAUCAAAGAAGAGGGAGACAAUACCGAGAUAUUCCCUGGUGAAGAUGGACUAAUUUGAGACUUUGAAUUUACUUGUCAAAGAUGGAUUUUGUAAUUUAUGGACUACACAACUUGAGCUAUGCAAUCUCCACUCUCAAGUUAUCAUGUUUUAAGUGGUGUCUUGUCUGUCAAGAACUCAAGACUAAACAUAUUGUAAGGAAUUAGUGCAAACAUUUUAAGAAAUUCGUGCCUGCAAAUACGUAGUAGAAAGAGUUAAUAUGGUUUAUAAAGUAGACAUUACCGAAUCAUGUAAUCUAUUCACUGAAAAAGAAACGUAUAAUUUAGAGGGAAAGGAAACACAUUCAGAAUUUGAAUUUUAUAAUAAUAAAAUAAGCAACUUCUUUCUCACAACCUUGUUCAUCUUCACUGCAACACAUAUAGAAGGCUUGAAGAAAGAAUAUACAAAAAGUUCAAUGAACAGAAGAAAACAUACAUGCCAACAUUGUAAAUUGAACUUAGGUCCAAAUAAGAAAAAGCUAUCUGAUACCCAAAAGGUUUCCCUAAAUGAUAUGAUUGAUAAAACUGAAGAUGACGAUCAAGAUAAAACAAAUCAUAUCUAUAUCGGAUGGGAGGUAGAGAUUAAGGAUAGAGAAAUACCAGGGAGAGGCAUUUUAUCGACUGACUUAGAAAUUCUGUCAAUUGUAAUGUGAGGUAAUGGCAUUAACAACUCAAUUGGAAAUCGAGAUCUUCAAAUGUGAACACGCAGCAACCCAAUGUCCCAAUUGGACAAUGGAUAUCAUCAAAACCAUUGUGAAGCUCUUCAAAAUGAAAUUUGACCUCCACCGAUGUGCUCAUCUAUAAAUCUAAACCAUCCACAAUCAACACACGAACAUUCGAAAAUAACGAUACAACAACGUCAACUGCUAAACUUCUAGGAACGAAACAACCUCCAAACAGUGAAACCCUAGAAUUCACGCCACACACAAGAGUACAAAAUGGACAAUGAAUCACCUCCAACAACAACAAAAAAGGCAAUCAAUUGGAGUUCGGGUGAAUUAAGGUUGAUUUGGAUAUGGGAAAGUAGGGGUUGUUGACAUACCCAAAGUAUAAGCAGAGUGCAGAGUACGAUGAGUAUUAGAGAUGAGAUUAACAGAUUGGAAACAACGGGCCACCAAGAAAGCGGUUGGUAUACCGGAGCUACACAGCAAAUGCGCAUAAUAAACCGAAUGUUGAUGCCUGCAAAUGCGUGUUUCCUUCCAUUCAAUCUUUUAAUGAUCAAUCUUGAUUCUUAAUGAUCAAUUUCGAUUCUUUCACUGUAUCACUAAAAACCUACUUUGAUGCUCACGUUGGUUGGAAGCAUUCAGAAAGAAAUAGAUAGAGAGUGAGAAGGUGAAAGAAAACAUAUUGGUUGGAAUAUCAGAAGAUGGAUGCAGCAAGGCAGAUGGGAGGCGGAGGAGACUGGAGCGGAUGAGCAAAGCUAGAGUUUAUUGGUGAAACACAACCAGGGUGAAAGAAAGAAGAAGGGAAGUGGGAGAAGGACAGAUGGUCGAUCAUGUGCAAGGAAAAGGGAGUGGCAGGGCUGUAAAUCGUGAAGGAUUGCAAGGGUGUGGAGGUAAUUACACUAUUCUUAAGAGAAGUUUAGAAGGCACUCCUUGCUUUUUAAAGGGGUAGGAUUGGAUGAUGAACAACUUCAGUUAUUAAUAUGAAUGAUUUUGUCAAAAUAAAUUUAUAUAUCAAACAAAUAAACUAAAGAAAUUGAAUAACCAUAUUACGAGAAGUAUUACCUUUUAGGUUUUAUUCCCCCAAAUUGUGAAAGUGGAACACUAUUGUCAUCAUCAAUUAGAUUGAUUUCGUUUCUCAAAACCAAUUUUAGGUCUUCAAUAAUCGUAUUUUUGAGGUCGAUUUCAACACCAGGUUCGAUUUUGAGAUUUAUGUUUGUUUAAGCUUGAACUUCCCGUUGCCGUUGCAUAAAACCAUGGAUCGUAUUUUCACAAUUAGAGAAGUUGAAUUGAUUUGAUUACUCCAUUGUUGAUAGAAGAUUCAUAGAUUUUUCUCUCUCCUCUCCAUGGUGUCGCUUUCUCGCUCCUUUCCCAGGUUUGUUCUCUCCCCUCUGUUGUAUAACGCCGUGUUGCAGUGUUGCCGUUUAUGCAAAUGAUUUGUAAAAAAAAAAGUCUCGCACGUGUGAGAUACUAUGAGUUAGGUCGGAUGUACAGUAAUUUACUGUAGAUCUGGGGCACGCAAAAGUUUUUGUUUGUAUUUCCGAAAUUUGUUUUCCCCUAUUUACAUUGGUUUUCCUUAUUGUACACGGACAGGUUUUAGGAAACCUUCCUGUUAAUGAUGUAACGGUAGGAUGAUAUCCCAACUCCAAUUGGAUAAGGAAACAAGAACCCUUUUGAACUCAUAUUGAAAACGUUACGCUAUAUAUAACAGUUGCAACCCUUCGUUUUUCAUAUUAUUAACUUACAAGUUAGGCUCCCUCUAAAUUACUCUUGUAAUUCAUCGUCGUCCCUUCCAAUUCAAAAGUAAAACGAUGGCUGAUUGUAUUGAUAAGUAUCUUGAGCUUAUUGAUUAUGGCAUCGUAAUUCCUUGUAGCCAUAAUCGUGUACCAUCCAAUUCUUGUUCUAAGAAACUCAUAGUCAGACUAAUCUUCAAUAUCUGCCAAAAUUUAGUUUAUUAUCAUAGGAACGGUCGACGAUGGGUGAGUAAGCAAAAUAUUCCUGCCGAGAAGUGCCUCCGUGUCAAUCCUUUUUGGCCUGAGUGCAUAUAUAAGAUUGGAGUAAACUGUACUGAAGGUCCCUAAACUUUGCCAAAAGGAGCAGUUAGGUCCCUCAAGUUUCAAAAGGAGCAUUUAGGUCCCUCAAAAUGGAUGGAAAACGCUGCUUUUUGUUUUCCGUCACUAACGGUCGUUAAAAUGAAUAUAAUAAUAUAAAAAAUUAUUAAAAUAAAAGGAGAAUUAAUAUACACGUAGAUUAAUGAUUGAAAACAGAUGAUUUUGAUGAAAAUAAGCCUUUUCCAAUUACUUAGCCUUUUCAAUUUACUUUUUCAAUGUGUACACGUGGAAACCUUCCAACUUCCCUCGUUUUUUCUGGUUCCUUCCUAAUAAUGUUUUGGCGGUAUUUUUUUUACUGUUCCCAACCCUAUUUCCCCCCUUUUCACUUCCUAUUUAUAUGGUCCCCCCUCCCAUUUUCACUCUCAGUUGUCUUUUUCCCAUUUACUCAAACACUUAAGAGAAUUUGAAGUUAUUGCUCUGAGUUUUCUGCAAAAAUGGGUUCUUGCGUAUCCAACAAGAGGACUGCUGAUAAGUGGGAAGUUCGCACCCCCAAGAGAACAAGAAUGUCCAGAUGGGACGAAGGAGACCUUGCUUUAAGGGAGGCACACCCCCUUUGUCAUCAUCAAGACAUCCUCAUCACCCAGAUCUUCACCAAGCUGGACUGGGAGGGGCAGGCUGCUGUGCAGAUGGUAUGCAAGCAGUGGCGUAGGUGGGCCAAGUUGCGGUACCGCCUCCCAUACCACUACCCUCAAGGAUGCUACCGCGUGUGGCUGCGGGAGUGGGUGAUCAUGGACAUCAUUGACAAUGAUGGCCGUGACUUCCAUGCCUGGAUGGACAAGGACAUGACCGUCUACUUUGACGGCUUCCCCCUCCUUUUCAAGGAGGAGGAGUAGCUGGUGGUGGAGGCCAUGCAGGGGUGGGUGGUGGUGGCGCUGGUGGUGGCCCCUCUUUUGUCAAGCUUAUGAUGAUCCAGCUUGUUUAUAGCUUUUUUUAUUUUUAAUUUUCAAGGACAAUUACAUUACUACUGUCAUUGCAAUUAGGUUUUUGUGAAUGUGACAAAUGUUGGUUUUUGGUAUUUGUCACUGCUAUGACAGUAGUUUAUAUCUAACCGUAGGCUUCUCCCUCAAUAGUGGAUUGAGGUUUGAAAUGUAAGGGUUGAAGCCCACCCUUUUGUAAAUGCAACUGAAAUGAUCAUGAUGAAUGAAUGAAUGCAACUUUAACCUUUUGUUAUCUCUUGUGUUGUUAUUCAAGAUUUGGUUUGGUUUGAUUUCUUAAAGUUUUGUUUUUUUAAUUGAUAUUGUUUUAACUUUGAUCAUAUGUUGAUGAUUUGACUUUGAACCCUUGCAUAUAUGUGCAUCAUGGUGGUGAAUGGGUUGUGCAAGGUGAUAUGGUUUAUAGUGGGGGGAGGGUGGAUGUCUUUGAUUACAUCCAUGAGAAUGCAGAUGGCAAAUAUGUUAAGGAAUUAGUGGAUAGUUUAGGUUAUAAUGAUAUAGAGAAAGUACAUUUCUGGGACCCUAGGAAAGAAUUCAAGAAUGGGGUUAGGUUUUUAGGUUUUGAUAGUAGUACUUGUGACCCUUUCUUAGCUUUACUCUUUGAAUACAAAAGCAUUCAUAUAUACAUUGAACAUAAAAUCAAACCCACCUACAACUUUAACCUAAACAGGAGUGGAGGAGGGGGAGGAGGGAGUGGUAGCUUCCUUGAGUUGUUGAAUACUGAUGUGGUUGACUUAAAUUCUGAUUAUGUGGAACCACCUUUUACAGUUCCCACCCAAACAAACUGAACCUCAACCUGAACCUCAACCUGAACCUCAAAAUGUGCCCCAACCUGAAAUUGAUUAUGAUUCAGAGGGUACAGAUGAGGAUGAUGAUGAGUUAGCCACUGCUAGGUCUAAGAUAUCUGAUGAUAUGAGAAGGGAAAAUGCUUAUUUUGAGGAGUUAGUAAUGCUGAAAAAACUAGCAGAAAGUAAAGUAGAAGGUGGUCUGAAUUUGGGGGAUGACUUUGAUGGAUACAGUGACUUAGACAGCCCUAGUGAGUCAGAAGAUGAGGAUGAUGUUGGUUACUUAGUUGCACCACAACACCAUAAGAGGGGGAGAGGGAAACAGAAGCAAAACAACACUGAAACUGAAGAGAGGGAAGCCACUUUUUAUGUUGGGCAACAGUUUGAGAAUCCAAAGACAUUUAGGAAAGCAAUCAUAGAAUAUUCAAUUGAUAAAGGAAGAAACAUUCCAUUUUCUAAAAAUGAUUCCACUAGGGUUUGUGCAGAGUGUGAGCACAAAGAUAAAGGUUGUAAAUGGAGAAUUUGGGCUUCAUGGGAGAGAGGAAGAAGGUCAUUUACAGUGAAAACACUUGUCAGUGAGCACACUUGUGGUAGGACACCUAUCAUUAAGAAGAUGACUUCACAUUGGAUUGCAGAACACUACCAGAAUCUGUUUAAGGUUAACCCUUACAUGAGAUUGCAAGAUAUUCAGGAAACCAUUUGGUUAGAAAAUGGUAUAAGGGUGAGCAAAGACAAGGCUGUCAGGGCUAGGAAAAGGGGUCAAGCACUCAUUGUUGGUGAAUACAAAGAGCAGUAUGCAUUACUCCCAAGGUAUGCAGCUGAGAUACUAAGAAGCAAUCCAGGGAACACAGUGAAGUUGAAGUUGGAUGCAAAUGUGUUUUGACAGACUGUAUUUGUGUUUUGAGGCACUUAGGAAAGGGUUCUUGGCAGGAUGCAGACCUUUCAUAUCACUUGAUGGAUGUUUCUUAAAGGGACCAUUUGGGGGUCAAUUGUUAGUAGCAGUAGGGAGGGAUGGAAACAAUCAAAUGUUCCCUUUGGCUUGGGCUGUUUGUGAGGUUGAGAGCACUGACACAUGGAGUUGGUUUCUAGAACUUCUAGCUACUGAUUUAGGCACUAGUGAAGGAGUAGGGUACACAUUCAUGUCUGACCAACAAAAGGGUUUACUUGCUGUUGUGUCAAAUGUGUUUCCACAAGCUGAAAGUAGGGUGUGUGCAAGGCAUGUGUACUGUAACUUUAGGGGAGUGUUUGGAGGUGGUUUAGAGUACAGAAAACAAUUAUGGACUAUUGCAAAAAGCAACACAGUAAAUCACUUCAAUGAAAACAUUGAAGUAAUGAGGGGUAUUUCACAUGAAGCUGCUGAAGACUUACUGAAAAGGAACUACAAGAAAUGGUGUAGGACAUUCUACACUCCAUUAUCUUGUUGUGACAGUGUAGACAACAACAUGAGUGAGGUGUUGAAUGCAUACAUCUUGAGUGCAAGGCACAAGCCUAUUAUUACCAUGUUGGAAGAUAUCAGAGAGGGUUUGAUGGAAAGACUGCAUAAGAAAAGAGAUUUCAUUGGGAAAAAGGAGAUAAUGUUGUGUCAUAGGAUCCAAAUUCAGUUAGAGAAACACAAAUUUUGGGCUAGGGGUUGGAAUGCAUACUGGGAUGGUGGGUUUUGCUAUGGAGUAAGAGAAGGUGCAACACAGGUUAAGUAUGUGGUGGAUCUGAACCAACAUACUUGCAGUUGCAAUGCAUGGCAGGUGAGUGGGAUUCCAUGCAAACAUGCAAUUGUUGCUAUAUGGAAUAAAGUAGACCACCCAGAACAAUAUGUCAAUGCAUAUUUCUGCAAACAGACCUACAUGAAGGCAUAUGAAUUUUUGUUAGAGCCUUUAAAUGGUCCUCAAGAGUGGCCUACUUCUGAUAGCAUUGUUGUGGCUCCAAAGGUGAAAAAGGUGAAUGGAAGACCUAAAACAAAGAGGAGAUAUGGUGUUGGAGAGGUAACUGCAUCUGUUAAGCUGAAGAGAACAGGUUGUUCUAUGAAAUGCAGCUUAUGUGGUGUGAUAGGCCACAACAAAAGGGGUUGCAAGAAUGCCCCUAAGCAACAACAACACAGCAACAAUCAUGAUACUGCAGAGCAGACCACACCACAGCAACAACACCCAAGAACCAGUUCAGCUAUACCAAUGCACAAUAGGGGUGUGGGUAUUUAUACCUACCCAAAUGGGUAUCAAAGAAUAGCUACUCCUAUAUCACAACAUUUCCCCACACCACAGAGGCAAAGACCUCCUGCAGCUUUCUAUUCUGAUCAUGGGGGUGAGCAAACCAUCUACUCCUUCCCUGCACAUGACUUCCCAUUGUCACAGACUCAACCAAGUCAAGGACACACAAUAUCAAGCCAAGCAUUGCAGGAUCUUGCAAUGGCUAGAAGAUUAGAAAAAAGACCAUGAG